AAUUUGUUCACUUUGUUCUCCCGUCUCGUGUUAUCAAGUUCGUGUCUGUUUCUCUGAAUAUUUCAGGAGGAAAUUGGUUCAUCAAUACGUGUUGCUAAGGAUUAUAAUAUUCUGAAAUUUCUUCCUUAUUUUCAAAUUUUUGCAGAUUCCAAAUAGAAUAAAUAUAUCGAGUACGAGUUUAAGAUUACAUUAAUCACUGGUAGUAAAGAAAUAGAAAGAAAGAGAGAGAGAGAGAGAGACUUAUUGCCUACUCGGCAAGACGAGAAUCCGAUCAACGCUAGACCGGUGAGUUCCCAUACAAAAUAUUGCUUGGUAGUACAGAGGACACUCUAAGCCAAUUAACAAUGUCUGUGCAAAGUGUUGCUCUGGCAUCUCUCACGGCCACGUAUACUGACUCGGAGGGAGAGGAUGGGUUGGAAGAUGACCUCCACGAGAUGUCAAAUACUCCCCGGGGGGCUGCUCCGCACAUUACCCAAAUCGGUCAGCCCCAGGUAUCAAUCAUCACAUCUCCCAAUUCUGGUCGCACAACAUCACCCAGUCCCGUCGUCACUUCCACCAUCAUUGGAAAACGACCACCCAUCAAUGCACCCAUUUUAGUAACGACAGUGACCUCCAGUGUUCAUAGUUUGGUUUCUUAUCAUGACGACACUGUUGUCUCGGACGAUGAGGGCGGAGUUGUAUCAAUGAUGACGGUGAAUCAGCCAACGGAAAAUGGUCGGCUAUCCACCGUUCUCACAAAUGAUCAACAACAAUCGCCCUCGUCGCGUCAAGACGAAUUGGUUUCAGAUGGCGAUGCGGAUACAUUUGGCAUUGUCAUACCACCCGAGCCCAUUGGCAUUUGUCCACUCGAUCUACAGGACAAGAUCACGGCCCUCUUCAAGAAAAUGGAAUCCGGCGGUCUCGACAUGAAUAAAGUGAUUCAACAGCGCAAGGACUUUCGUAAUCCAUCAAUCUACGAGAAAUUGAUACAGUACUGUAAAAUUGAUGAACUUGGCUCCAACUAUCCACCGGAACGUUUUGAUCCUUGUAAAUGGGGUAAGGAUUCGUAUUACGAGGAAUUGGCGAAUGUACAAAUGGUUGAAAUGGAGAAAUUGAAGACGAAACGAAAGGAGAAGGGCACAAAGAUGGAGAUUAUUUCGGGACUAGCUAAGCGGCCGAGUUCGUCGAUAACAACUGCCGAUGAGGAUGCAAAGAAGCGGAAAAGUAAAUGGGAUCAAGUGGCGACUAGUGCAACGGCUUCUGCAGCCGCCGCCGCUGCUGCCGCGACGACAAUCAGUAAAACAACGCUACCAAUUCCAAUGACGACAUUCACAACAUUAACGCCCACUGUCACGGGCACUAAAGCAACCGUUAUCUCCGCCUUUGGAUCAUUGCCAAAGAAAAGACUGUAAUGUACUUUCUUUUUGUAAAUUUCUUCUUUCUUUUUCAAAUCACCUUUCUGUAUAUAUAUAAACAUUUUGUGCAUUUUCUAGGUGAAAUUAAACAGUGGUCCAUUGUCUUGAUACUUCGUUCUUUUAUAGGAAAAACCAGAAAUGGAAAUCGAAUUAACGAAAAGGUAUUUAUUCUUGACAUAACCUCUUAGUUUUUAUAAAAGAAAUUUUUUAUUUUUCUCCGCUAAGAAUUAAUUCUUUGUGGGAGAAUUUUUUCUAUACUUGAGAAUUCUUUCUUUGUAAAGGACCAAUCCCAUGUCAGCGUAAAAACGGAAAAGGUUUAGCCAAUAACAACUUCCGAUUUAAUGGAAUCGUUUCACACUGACAUGGGACUGUACCUUAAGGCUCUUUUUAUAUCAUUAUGACGCUUCACGCUAAAAGGGACCUUAGGGGACAAAAACAGGCUCAGUCCACUGUUGUGCAGUGCACGAAAAUUGAGCCUAAUGUUAUUGUCGCCAAGGUCCCUUUGACCGUGAAGCGUAACAUUACAUGAAAAUACAAUAGAUUUCUUUGUAUUAACGUUAAGUUCAACAUAAGGACAUAAAGAGAGCCUAUUGUGGACAUAGCCUAAGAAUUCUUUUGUUGUAAAUUUUUGCAAAAGAAUUUUUCUUUACGGGAAAGAUUUUUUUUACAAUUGUGACUGUUAUGACACUCCGUCACCGGUUAAAUUGACAACCUCCUCUUAAAGGCUGACAAACUUUUAAAUUCAUAACCUCUAUGAGCAAACAUUGCAUAUUCGAGUUACUAUUUCAAAAUUCCAUGGUGAAUUUUUUUCUUCUACUUUGAACAAUUUAAACGUUGCAUUGAAGUCGAUAAUGGAUUUUUAUCAAAAACGCAAAGCCAGAAUUGAUUCUUAAAGGCCAAUGGGGAAUAGGGUCUUAAACGAAAGUGUUAUCGCAAUCGGAAGAAUGAGUUAGGAUAGGAAUAUUGUCCAUCCUCUAACUAAUUUUUGCGAUUAACACUUUUCUUUAGGACCCUAAUCUGCUUUGAUCUUAAUCCUUUCAUAUCCUAAAGCUUAAUUUGCUCUUUGUCCACAAGGAAGAGUUUUAGGUUAAGUUGACCCGUUGAAGACGCAUUAGAUUGAGUUCACAAUAAAGAUUUUUAGGUUAAACUCUACGCGUCACUGUAUGGACAAUAGAAACUAUUGUUUCCAACGUGCUAGUAAUGCGUUCGUAAAGAACAACGCAUAAUAGCUUUGCGAAAGUCGUUCGCGAACGAGACGCAUGAGAUAGAAAAAAACACAAAUAUAUAUCUGUCCUUUUCUAACUCACGCUUUGCGUUCGCGAAGAAGUUGUGCUUAGGCCUUAACGCGUCAAAUUAACCUAAAAUUCCUUAGACUCAAUCUUAAAGUUGAGUCCACAAUGGAAGCUAUAAACGUGAUCGGAACUACAAACAUAAUGUGGAAUCCACAAUGGAAACUUUCAAUUUAACUGUCAACUUAACCUAAAAGUUUCCAUUAUGGAUUCGACAUUACGAUCGUAAUUCCGAUCACUUCCGAAUUAAGAAUCAAUUAAGAGCCUUGAAGUUGGGUUCGAAGCGGACAAAAGUGGAGUAAAAUUCCACUUUUUGAGUUAAUGGAGACGCUUUUAGUUUGUCCACACGCUCACAGUUUCGCUUCAAACGCUACUGAUGGCCUAAAGUUAAAAAAAAAUUAUAAAAAAUAAAGUUGUCCUACUUUAUGCUAAUAAAAAAGAUUAUUUAAGCAAACGAAUGGAGGAUUUUAAAUAAUUUCGGACCGUUGACGUAAUUCAAAAUCCAAGUUCAAGAUUGAAACGAGAAGAGGAAAAGAGAGGAAGACGAGGAAAGAAUAAGCAACGUAAGUAACAUAACCUAAAAAUAAUCCUUAUUUUCCCAAAAUCGAAUGCAUCUUUUAACUGGUUCAAAGUAUUAAAAAAAAAUUGUCAGCACUUGCAAAAUAUUUCAUCUAUUCAUUGUUUACGGAAUUUAAGAAAAUGUCAAAGACGAUAAGAUUUUUAAACACGAGCUUCAAUGGAAAAAUCGCAUCGACUUUGACACCCCUUUAAAUUUAAAAUUUACAAUUAAUCGAUAUGGAUAAGUAAUAUUGUGAUAAUAUAGACAAAGGGAAUGAAGAGCUAUCAGAAGUGAAGCAAAAUUUUGAUAUUUUGAGGUUAUGUCAAAUUGAAAUACUAUCAACUAAUAUUUACACUAAUAAUGUAACAAUCUUUUCGUUAAUUUUGAUUUUCAAAUAACUAAAAAAACGACUCUAUUUAGUAUAAUUUACUAGCCGAAAGGAAUUUAAAUUUAAUAAUAAUUUUUCUAGUUAAUACGAGUCAUCUGUGUGUUGGUCUUGAAAAGUAGAGUUUUCAAAUAACUAGAGGGCAGCGCCUCCUGUGGUAAGUUUCGUCAGCAGCAAAAGAAAAAGUGACUUAACCUAAAAAUGUAGUUACAUAAAAAAAAUUAGUUAUUUUUAUUAUUUACUAGCAAAUAUGUUAUUACUAUUUACUGGAAAAUAUAUUAUUGCUAGUGAAUAUAUUAUUUACUAGCAAAUAUAUUAUUACUAGUAAAUAUUUUAUUACUAGUAAAUAUAUUAUUACUAAUAAAUGUUUUAUUACUAGUAAAUAUAUUAUUACUGGUAAAUACUAGUAAAUAUGUUACUAGUAAGAAUCUAGUAAAUAUAUUAUUUACUAGUAAAUAUACAUGUUGUUUACUAAUAUUAUAUUUACUAGUAAUAAAAUAUAUUUACUAGUGAAUAUAUUAUUACUAGUAAAUAUUUUAAUACUUGUAAAUAUAUUAUUAUUAAUAAAUAUUUUAUUACUAGUAAAUAUAUUAUUAUAGGUAAAUAUGUUAUUUACUAGUAAAUAUAAUAAUAUAAUAUAUUAUUUACUAGUAAACAUACAUAUUGUUUACUAAUAAUACUUACUUACUAGUAAAUAUACAAAAAAAAUACCAUUAUAAUUAUUAUAAUAACUUCUAACAGAAUUUUCAAUAUUAAAAGAAUUUUCUUUUCUCGUAAAACAUUCUUGAUUCGAAAAGAUUAAAUAGUAGACAUAACCUCAAAUUACAAACGAGUUUUUUUAACCAAAAGAAAGGAAAUUGACGACUUAUUAAUUUAUAUUGUUUUCUAUCGAAUCAAAUUCAAAUUAAAUUAAAAACAUUUUUGAGGUUAUGUUCUAAAGUUUGAUUAUUCUUCAAAGUUUAAUUAAGGUUGAGUUCACAAUGGUAACUGUUGGGUUAAGUUGACGUUUUACUAACGCAUUGUAGACGAUAGAAACUAUUAUUUCCAACCUGUUAGUAAAGCGUCGAUUUCCUAAAAAUUCUAAGGUUGAGUCCACAAUAGUUAACAAAAGGUAACGUUGGCUCAAGUUGAAAAUCUUAAGGUUUAGUCCACAAUAAAACCUUUUGGCGUGGAACUUAAAAUUUUUUGUUCCGUAUAUUUAACGUUUACGUUUAUCUUUUAUUGUCAAGAAAACCUUUAUAAGGUUGAAUCCAGAAUAAAGAUGUUUAGGUUAAGUCGUCGUGUUACUAACGUGUUAAAAACAAUAGUUUUUUUUCUAGUAACUACAUAUUUCUAUUGUUUUCGUCAACUUAAUUUUAUUGUGGACACAACCUUAUGGUUUUCAGAUUAAGUCCGCGCGUUACUAACCUGUCGAU
Molecule: messenger RNA, 5042 nt
Organism: Leptopilina heterotoma
Lineage: Eukaryota; Metazoa; Arthropoda; Insecta; Hymenoptera; Figitidae
Product: SAP30-binding protein
Exons: 2
Coding region: 345-1391 (348 amino acids)
Biological process (GO): regulation of DNA-templated transcription
Cellular component (GO): nucleus
Source: RefSeq, a predicted model, not a curated record